Dichotomopilus funicola is the source of this 1575-nucleotide messenger RNA. RefSeq names its product amidase signature domain-containing protein. The record is from RefSeq and is a predicted model, not a curated record. Bases 1 to 1575 code for a protein of 524 amino acids. Lineage: Eukaryota; Fungi; Ascomycota; Sordariomycetes; Sordariales; Chaetomiaceae. The transcript is spliced from 9 exons.
AUGGCUGGACCACAUCUCCCUCCAGUCGAGCUGGAGCGCUCGGGAGUGGACCUCCUCACAGCCACGGCAGGGGAUCUCCGUGAACGUCUCGAGUCAGGGGAAACCACCAGCGUCGAGCUAGUGCGACUGUACCUCGACCAGAGCGCCAAGCACAAUCACGAUGGCAUGAAACUCCACGCCAUCAACGCGGUAGUGUCCCGCGAUGCAUUGUUCGAUCAGGCAAUGGCAUUGGAUGCCGAGAGGAAGAACUCCGGCCCGAGGUCACCACUUCACGGGAUUCCAAUCACGCUUAAGAAUUUCUAUCUCGCUCCGUCCUUCGGGCUCGAGACAACGUGCGGCUCCUUUGCCUUGGAGGGUCUGACUGCUAGUGAAGAUGCAGCGAUUGCAACUGCGCUUAGAGAUGCUGGCUGUAUCGUCAUCGGUUUGGCCAAUCUUUCGGAGUGGGGAAACGGGAAGGGUUCUAACCUCACAGCUGGCUGGUCGGCCGUUGGUGGCCAGACUCAAACUCCGUACGUCAAGGGCGGCGUUGAUCCCGACGACCAGUGGCUGGGCCACAGCACUCCCGGCGGCUCGUCCUCAGGCUCUGCCGUAGGAACGACGGCUGGCUUCGCAGCUCUCAGUGUCGGGAGCGAAUCAGACGGUUCGAUCGUGCAACCGGCUAUCCGUGCCGCCCUCUACAGUAUCAAGGGGGCCGUGGGUGAUGUUAACAUGAAAGGCACCAUGUCCGGAGGUGCUGGCUUCGACAGUGCUGGGCCGCUUGCCAAGUCAGUCGAGGAUUGUGCCGACGUCAUGGACAUUCUGCUACCGGGAAGAAAUUUCUGCUCACACCUAACAAAGUCGUGGGAUGGGCUUCAUAUUGCCUACCUGGACUACAAGACCGGGGUGUGGCAUGUGCCGUGCAUCGCACAAAUACUCACCUUCCUUCUUAUAGGAGCGCACGAUUGUCAACGCCAUGGAAAAGAUAGACAGCUCCGGUGGGAAGGUUGUAUAGAAUGCGCCGUUGCUGAUGCCAGAGGCGAUCAUGAAAGAGUAUGGCACAGCUCAAAUGUCGGAUCUUCUGAAUUUCUCGCCUUGUUUAACAAGCCAGAGCUUCGCACGGUCCAGGACUUGGUCGAUUUCAACAAGCAACAUUACGAACUGGAACUUCCUCCCGACCAGCCAAGCCAAAGCGUGCUCGAGAAUGCGGCUAAAGACAACAUGAACCAUGAAAAGUACCUUCACGACCUUGGCUACUUGCGUAAGAGCUACCGUGAAGCCGUCGAAAAAUGCUUCGAGGCAACUAGUGCGGAUGUUAUCAUGGCGUCAGGAGAGUCGUACUUGACCAGCAUCGCGUCGGGUGCGGGAUAUCCUAUCACCAGUGUGCCCUUGGGGUUCUCCUCCUACAACGGUAGACCUUACGGAAUGGAGAUACUGGCACGAAACGGCGAGGAGCAGAAGAUAUUCAGAGUCAUGUCUGCGUGGGAGGUAUCAUUUCCUGACGCAAGGAACCCCCCGCCUCUCCUCCCCCACUUGUCACUGCCGGGGCUUAUCGUCAUUCGGUUCCCUUUCUCGCCCUCGCUUCCAUUCUUUCCAUGA